UAGAGCGCACGUUUACGCCGCCGCUUCAUGUUUAGCAGGAAAACAAAUGUUUACGUGUUGUAGGUUUCGGUUACACGGAAGGCAGCUGCGACUUGGUGACUCACUGACUUACUGACUCGCUACAUGCUCAUAUCAGCUGCGUUAACUUCCAGUAAAACCAGUUUAGACAUCUAGAAUAACCACCAGUUUAUAAAUAAGACAAAGAUGUUGGAAGUUGUUUAUUUUCCUGAGAUCAAAAUCUCUCGAGUGAUUUCCGCAUUGCUGACGCUUCCAAGGGGACACAUGGACAUUGCAAAAGGACACAAAUACAGGACGCAAAUUACAUCACAGCAGACAUUUUCUAGAACCAAGCAGCAGAAAUGUGUUCUCGGGAUGUGACAGCUGUCAUCAUGGCGUACCAUGCUGGGAUUCCAGAGGAUCCCAAUGUUUUGGUCCAGAACAUCAGUUCCAACAUCCAGAGGAUCACACUGCUGACAUCAGAGUUGCAGAGAGCAGUUUUCCUGCUGGGUACUGACCAGGACAGCAGCCAGCUCAGACAGACUCUUCAGCAGAAACAGCAGCAAGGUAACCAGCUGGCGAAAGAUACCGACAAACUGAUGAAAGUCUUCACUUCUCUUCCUAUUGGCCCUGAUCAGCGGCAAAGGAAGCUACAGAAAGAGCGACUGCUGAACGACUUCUCCGCUGUUCUAAACAGCUUACAAAAGACGCAGCGGCAGGCAGCUGACAAAGAGCGGGAGUUUGUGGCUCGGGUCAGAGCCAGCUCCAGACUUUCGGGAGGUCAGCCUGAAGACAGCUUUGGAAAUGCAUCUCCAAGUUAUGCCCAGGUGCAAGCACAGUCUGAGGCCAUCACUGAAGAAGACCUGAGACUGAUCCAGGAGAGAGAGUCUGCCAUUAUGCAGCUGGAGUCUGACAUAACAGACAUUAAUGACAUCUUUAAGGACCUGGGCAUGAUGGUUCAUGAGCAGGGAGACAUGAUAGACAGCAUAGAAGCCAACGUGGAGAGAGCAGACACCAAUGUCCACUCUGGUGCACAGCAGCUUGCACAAGCUGCACAGUAUCAGCGGAGUGCCCGGAAGAAGAUCUGCAUCCUGCUGAUAGUGUUGGCUGUUCUUGCUGUUGUAGUAGGACUUAUCAUCUGGGGCGCCGUCAAAAAAUAAGACCUUGCUCUCAUCGCUAACAUUGUCAACAUGGACGAAAGAUGAAACACAAACCCUCUUAUUCUAAGUUGUCUUCCUCUCCCACCAUGAAAUUUGUCUGUCUUGCUUUUGAACAUUCUGGUAGUUUUACUGUUGGGGAUGGCCUUAAGUGAAUCAUCUGACUUAGAUGAUACAGUGUUGAUGUUUUUAUUUGCUUCAUUGAUUAAGUGAUGGCACUAAUACUUUCAGAUAUUUUUCUUUGAAUUAAAUGGUAGAUUAUGUUGAUUUAUACAUAAUGUCUCGGUACAGUGAACCAGUAUGGAGGUAUGCAACGAUUAUCCUUAGUGCUUCUUCCCAUUUGGUUAUAAAUGCAAAUUUCCCACAAAUCAAAUUCAGACUGUCCGCUAAUAUCUGUUAUUUUUAAAGUUUAUAAUUUUUACAGCAUUUCAAUUUAUUUAGAUAAUAUAUUUAUCUGAUUAACCUACAUUUAGCACAUUAAAUUAAAAUAUAAAACUGCCUAACGUUCUGCACAAUAGGAGUGCGAUAUGUUCUGUAGGUUGUGUUUUUGUUUCAAAUGAAGAGAGGUUUUUAAAUAACUUCGAACAAUGUAUAUACUGUCCAUCCUGUACAUAAUUCACCUGUUGAGGGCUGAGUAAUUCUGUGAAACGUGUUUUUAUGCGUGGGGUUUAUUUUAACCUGCUAAAAUGUGACACUCCUGUGCACCUUUACAAUCAGUUUUACGUGAUCAGCUCUCAUGUUCAUUUGUAAAGGAAAACAUCAAAUUACUGUAGUUUAGCGGAGGCUGUGUGAUGAUCAUUUAGCAACUGCUACCUAAUACUCAUCGUAUCAUAUACUGUGUGUGAACAAUCCAAAACUUAAACCAAAGCCCACAAAGGCCUAGUAUUUUAUAUACAGUCUUGGAAUAUUAGACAAGCAUUAAUGCUGCGGUUUCAGAAAUGUUUUGUUGCCUCAUUAAAAAAUCAUUAUCUGAUCCACCAUUUUAUUAUGGAGGUUUAAGUUCUGAUUAUAAUGCUGAAUAAAUUACAGAACAGAAAGAGUGAAGAUUGUCUUUCACUAGAUGGAAAAGCUGUAUAUAGAGGCAUUCGAAAAAUGAAUAUCGUAAGGUCAAUAAAGACGGAUAUUUUAAAACAGAAA
Molecule: messenger RNA, 2291 nt
Organism: Girardinichthys multiradiatus
Lineage: Eukaryota; Metazoa; Chordata; Actinopteri; Cyprinodontiformes; Goodeidae
Gene: stx7l
Product: syntaxin 7-like
Exons: 10
Coding region: 360-1157 (265 amino acids)
Biological process (GO): vesicle fusion; intracellular protein transport; vesicle-mediated transport
Cellular component (GO): membrane; synaptic vesicle; SNARE complex
Molecular function (GO): SNAP receptor activity; SNARE binding
Source: RefSeq, a predicted model, not a curated record